Messenger RNA from Kockovaella imperatae, 1851 nucleotides. RefSeq lists its product as hypothetical. The coding region runs from base 1 to 1851 and encodes 616 amino acids. Gene Ontology annotation, molecular function: translation initiation factor activity. Gene Ontology annotation, biological process: formation of translation preinitiation complex; translational initiation. The record is from RefSeq and is a predicted model, not a curated record. Lineage: Eukaryota; Fungi; Basidiomycota; Tremellomycetes; Tremellales; Cuniculitremaceae. The transcript has 8 exons.
AUGUUCAAGAAACCUUUGGCCCAUCAGUCCAAUGCGACGCCUAUUAGAUCAUCAGCCAGGCGGCAGCUGAUCAAUGCCAUCUUUGCUCAGUACCCACUGCUAUUGUCAAGCGGCAGAGGGGAGGCAAAGGAGCAGCAGGACGAGGAUGCCAUAGCUGUGGAUAAGGAGAUCGGCAGACUCAUUGUACCUGAAGGUGUAAGGUUGGGUACGUUUGAGACAUCUGCCGAGAUUCAAGGGACGCUGUACUACUCGCCAUCUGGUGACCCGCUUUGGAUGACGAUAGGAAGAUCGUCGUCAACGUACAUCCCGACGCUCUGUCUGCUGUCCCUGUCGCUGCCGCGACCUCCCCUGCCCACCAUACAGAUAUAUCAUCCCCUGCCACCACCAUUAUUUACCGGUGCGCCGCUCUUCUUGCCCGCUGUGCGCAAUCUCAACAAUCUUCACCUCAUCCCCGACGUUCCCGAAGGCGGUGUCGUUGCGUUCGUGGCUUCGGACAACAAUGGUUCCGAAGUUCGGUACGUUGGUGCCGGGAUCGUCGUUGCUCAAGGUGGCAUCCGAGGGGCAGUGGAAAGGCGGAAGAGGAACCGCUCAGAGGGGAGAGAGGUGGAAGAGGGCAAGUUUUGCGAUGUCCUCUACAUGAUCAAUGACCAUCUAUGGCAGAUGGGGUCAAAACCUACACUUCUCACGUUCACACUACCCGUUCCGUCUCCUGGACUCGCGCCACCGCCGGCAUCCGAAGAUUCUGGACUGUCAGAGAACCCAAUACCUGUAUCUGAAUCUAUAGUGGAAAUGAAAGACCUCAGGAUUGACGACUCUGCGGCGCCUGUCACGCCGGCAGAUCUCUCUCCCUCCGACAUUUCAACCCUGCUGAAUCAAGCUCUAUAUCAGACUCUCUCAACAUCCGAAUCACUAUCUUUCCCUAUGCCUGCAUCUACCCUCUACUCUGCGCAUAUUUUCCCAAACAGACCUGCAUACAUACCAAAAGCACAGCGGGAUGAAGUCGUAAUUGGAAAGAGUGAAUGGAAAAAGUUGACCAAAUGGAUGAAGGAGAUCAGUAAGGAUGGUGUGAUCAAGAUGAAGGAGUCAAAAGGCGAAAUUGUCGUCCAAGGGUACGAUGCCAAGCACAUGGCUCUGCAGACUCAUAAGCCGUUCCUCACUGUGUCUGAAGAGGAAGCGAGAGCGACCAAAAAGGCAACCCGAGAAGCAGCAGAAGCCACAGGCGCAGAGGCAUCUGGAAGUAAAGGAAAAUCGAGACACAUCGAAGAACUCUGGAGACCAUCAGGCUCCGGGAUAGCGUUUUGGGAAGCGGCUGGUGUUGAGACUACGACAUUGCAGCCGUCCUCGCAGCUUAAAGCCAGCUUUGAGGACUACGUAAAUCGUAACAGCUUGUCCGAUCCAUCGGAUCGCCGUAUGAUUGUUCUGGAUGACAGCUUGGCAAAGGCGAUUGGAGUCAAAAUGGGGUCUUCCGAAUCAAGACUCGUCCGAGAAGAAGUGAUCAGAAGAUUGCGAUCUGGAGUCUCGUGGUCCGUCUCCAUCGAUGGAGUCGUCAAGAAAGGCGCCAUGCAGCCCGUUCUGAUCAGCGUCAAGACUAGACAAGGACGAAAGACUGUCACCCUCAUCAGCGGUCUCGAGACGUUUGGAAUAGAUUUGGAAGACUUUGCGGAAGAGCUCAAAAAGCUUUGCGCGGGAAGUACAGCAAUCCAACCGCUGCAAGGGGCUUCGCCAAAGUUGAACCUGAGAGAGAUCAUGGUCCAAGGUACUCAAACCAAGAUCGUGACCGAUGCCUUGGUCGACAAGGGAGUUCCAAAGCGAUACAUCAAGGAGGGCGAUGGUGACAAGAAGAAGAAAUGA